This is a messenger RNA of Leucoraja erinaceus (little skate), 1011 nucleotides long. RefSeq names its product CCAAT/enhancer-binding protein gamma-like. The record is from RefSeq and is a predicted model, not a curated record. The transcript has 3 exons. Gene Ontology annotation, molecular function: DNA-binding transcription factor activity, RNA polymerase II-specific; RNA polymerase II cis-regulatory region sequence-specific DNA binding. Gene Ontology annotation, biological process: DNA-templated transcription; regulation of transcription by RNA polymerase II. Lineage: Eukaryota; Metazoa; Chordata; Chondrichthyes; Rajiformes; Rajidae. Bases 332 to 805 code for a protein of 157 amino acids.
CCGGCGCCUCCACCCUUCCCGCCCGUGAUUGCUUCAUUCAGUUGACAAUCACCAGUAAGAUUACAUCAUACUCAAAAUACGGACUGCUAAUUAGUCAACUGGGCUAAUGAGGCGGUGCUUGUGGGCUUUCAAUCCGUCGAUGCAAUGCUGAGGUCAAAAAACAAAAAUAAAGUCCGAGAGAAGCCGAGGCCUAGUGGCAGGUGACUCAGGUUGAGCCAGCAGCACUCCACCCUUUGAGGUUGUGAGGAUCUAUAGAUCGGGGCACGUCGCUCCCAAUCUUGGAAGGAUCGCUGAGAAGAGGAGCCAGUCCAUCAGGGGGUCAUUGAGACAAAUGAGCACGCAGUCUGUCAUUUCCACUUUCCUUCAAGAGAGCGCUGGUCAGAAUGGAGUGAGCGGAGCAUCUCUCCAGAACGCCGGUGCCAGAGGCAUCAGUGCCCACCAAGUGCCACCGGUCAACCCACUCACUCCCACGGGGGGUGACAAGGCUAUGGCGCCCAGCAAACAGAGCAAGAAGAACGGGGGUCACAACAAGGAGAGUGACGAGUACCGGCAGCGGAGAGCCCGCAACAACCUGGCAGUCAGGAAGAGCAGGUUAAAGAGCAAACAGAAGGCACGCGACACGCAGCAGAGAGUGGACGAGCUGAAGGAGGAGAAUGAAAGGCUGGAAGCAAAGAUCAAACUGCUCACCAAGGAGCUAGGCACCCUGAAGGAUUUGUUCCUUGAGCAUGCACAUAGUUUCUCUGAUAACGGGCACCCCUCGUUCACUGAAGAUUCUGGGCAGGAGCCGAGCAAUGGAGGGCAAUGAGCAAUGUCACAGCCGGAGAAGUGUUACAUUGAGGGGCUUUUACCUUGAACUCUCGAGGGUUUCAUUGCACAUGAUCCUGCUGCUGAUGAGCUUCAAGAGGUCUUGUGUGGAAGCAGCUGAACAGACUGUACCCAAACUGAGAGCAUGCUCAACACUGACAGAUAGCACCAGCACUCGUCACUCUCGCAGCUGCCCAAUGUCCUUCC